Messenger RNA from Xylona heveae TC161, 1563 nucleotides. Its product is annotated as cytochrome P450 monooxygenase-like protein. The coding region runs from base 1 to 1563 and encodes 520 amino acids. The record is from RefSeq and is a predicted model, not a curated record. The transcript has 3 exons. Gene Ontology annotation, molecular function: oxidoreductase activity, acting on paired donors, with incorporation or reduction of molecular oxygen; iron ion binding; heme binding. Lineage: Eukaryota; Fungi; Ascomycota; Xylonomycetes; Xylonales; Xylonaceae.
AUGCGCAAUUCUCAUAUCUGGACGGCCUUGGUUACCUUUCUUUUCGAAAUCUUUGUUUGGGCAUUCUACAAUGUCCUUGUUUACCCUCACUUCUUCAGCCCCCUCCGUCACCUCCCUCAGCCAACGGGAGGUUCUCUGUUCACUGGUCAACUGGGUCGUAUUCUGCGGGAACCGUCUGGUCAACCUGCCAGAGAUUGGAACCGCACGAUCCCACACGAUGGUCUGGUCCGCUAUCUUGGACUCUUCAACAUUGAACGAAUCAUUGUCUUUAGCACCAAAGGCCUGAGCGAAGUUCUCACCCAGCGGCCCUACGACUUUGUCAAGCCGGCCCAGGCGCGAAACGUACUCAAACCCUUGACGGGCGUUGGCAUCUUGUUAGCAGAAGGUGAUGAACACAGGUUCCAACGCAAAAAUCUCAUGCCGGCUUUUAGCUAUCGUCACAUCAAAGACCUCUACCCCACUUUCUGGUCCAAAUCGCGGCACGUCGUGCAGGCCAUUGGCAAUGAAAUCGCCAACCGCUCUUCUCAAGACGGGUCGACCGACUCUGCAGUGACCAUUGAGUUUGCUGACUGGGCAAGUCGGGUCUCGCUCGACAUUAUCGGGAUUGCCGGCAUGGGCCAAGACUUCAACGCCAUCGACAACCCCAACGGCGAGCUCAACAGAGUAUACCGACGCAUCCUUACUCCUAGCAAGCAAGGCCUGAUCCUCUCCAUUAUCGGCCAAUUUCUUCCGCAAUGGCUUCUCCGCGCUAUACCGGUCAAGCGCAACGAAGACCUCCGCGAAGCCAUCAAAGUGAUCCGCAAGACCUCGCUGGCCCUGAUCCAGCAGAAAAAGGAGAAACUCGCACGCAAAGAGCAAUCAGGCGUGGACAUCAUCUCAGUCGCGCUCCACAGCGGAGCAUUCAGCGACGAAAACCUGCUCGACCAAACCAUGACCUUCCUCGCGGCAGGACACGAAACCACCUCGGCGGCACUCACGUGGGGCGUGUACGCCAUGUGCAAGUAUCCCGCCAUGCAGACCCGUCUGCGCAAGGAAAUCCGCCAGCGUCUUCCCCCUCUCGACGACGAAACCUGGGCAGACAACAUGCAGGCCGAAAUGAUUGAGGCCUUGCCCUACCUUCGAGCCGUCUGCAAUGAGGUCUUGCGCGUCUAUUCCCCGAUCCCCAUGACCCUGCGUGCAGCUGCCGUCGACACGACUAUUCUCGGCCAGCCCAUUCCAAAGGGAACCAAGGUUAUCGUCUCCCCGCUCGCGAUCAACACGUGCAAGUCCCUGUGGGGCGAAGAUGCCGAUGAUUUCAACCCGGACCGCUGGAUGGGAGUCGGCAAGGCCAACUCCGGUGGCGCGGAGAGCAACUAUGCGUUCAUGACUUUUCUGCAUGGUCCUCGUUCGUGUAUCGGCCAGUCGUUUUCCAAAGCCGAGUUUGCCUGCCUGCUCGCUGCAGUGGUCGGUCGGUUUGAGCUCCAGCUUGCCGAUCCGGAUAAGCCGAUUCAUGCCAAGGGCGGCGUUACCAUGAAGCCGGCUGGAGGUUUACAGGUCAAGAUGCGGCCCUUGCAGGGGUGGUAG